AACGAUUACUUUGCCGUACCGAUUACAACGAUUACUGGUACAGCUUGGUACCAGUUACUUUUAGUGAUUACUUUGUAAUCGCGAUUACUCUUGCGGACACAACUGCUAUCGUAGACUGGGGAACCAGGAAUCCGUUUUUGUCCGCCUGUUCCAACGAAUACGAUUACAUCCUGUACUCACGUUUCCACCCAUGACUCAGUCUGCAUUCGUCAUUUGGUGCAUUGACCCCUAUUUCAGUUCAGCAGGUUACAAAGGAUGGGGGGAGGAGGUUGGUUGGGGUUUCCAGGAAUAUGUCUUAGUCAUCAGCGCAGCAACCAGAUUGGUCGGUUACUCGGUUUAUCCCGCGCCCCUUAGGAGGGGGAACUAAACGAAUUCCCGUUCCAUAAAGUUCCAUUAUAUUUUCAUUUCGUCGUCAAUAUAAGUAUACUUCUUGGCUCUCUUGUGGUAAACGUGUAGUAAGCUUAGAUUGUAAAACAUAUUGUGUGUUGUGCAAUGUUUAUAAAGUGUUAGUUAGUUGCAUGGUUAUUUCAUUGUGUAAUAAAGUGUUGUUUGAAAUUAAAUGGAGCCUCCAGCAGCAAAACGUAAGAAGACGAGUGAGAUUUGGAACUUUUUUGAUCCAGUAGGUACAAAUCAAGCAAUUUGUAAGCUUUGUAAAAGGAAAUUUUCUUUUACUGGUUCUAUUUCUAAUUUAAAAAAACAUAUGGGAAGGAAGCAUCCAACAGUUUCAUUGCCUGCCGCAACAGUAGAGUUACCAGCUACCAGUAAUGAAGACAGAACUAACGUUAUUACUGAAGAGACACCUAUAGUUAUCGAGUUUUCACAAUCUCAGCCAGUAGAGCUUCCCGACACAGCUAGACUGUUGCCUUCAGUGAUGUUUCCGAGUACGAGUACAAUAACAAGUAAGACUACCACAGAUGUAACAGUCCCUUUGUACACGUUACCAUCAAAGAAAAAACAAACACCAAUUACGUCAUUUGUGCCUAAAAAAAUCACACCAUCGGAUAAAAAUAAAAUUGACUUGGCCAUAUUAAAAUUAUUUGCUUGGGAUUUUCAGCCAUUUUCAAUGGUAGAGGACAGAGGCUUUAAAAAUCUCAUGGAAACUUGCUGUCCUUCCUAUAAAAUACCUGGUAGAAAAUAUUUUUCUAACUCAAUGAUGCCAGCUAUUUUUGAAGAAACCCGCACUACACUUAAACAUACUUUAGAGAAGGAAGCAACAAGUGUUUGUCUUACAACAGACAUAUGGACAUCAAGUAAAAACGACAGUUAUAUGGGCAUCACAGGCCACUACAUAACUGAAGAUUUUUCAAUGAAAACAGUACUUUUUCAAUGCUCAGUUUUCGAAGAAACCCAUACUGCUAAAAACUUAGCAGACGAAAUUUUUUCAGCUAUAAAUGAGUGGGAUAUAAAAAAUAAAGUAUCCAUGAUAGUUUCAGAUAAUUGUUCAAACAUUACUAGUGCAGUAACAAAAGUGUUGAAGAUGAAACACUAUGGCUGUUACGCUCAUAAGUUAAAUUUACUUGUCCAACAAUCAUUACAUCCUGUUGAAGACCUGAUAAAAAAAGUCAAAACUAUAGUCUCCCACUUUAAACGUAGUAACAAAGCAUCACAAAAACUGAUUAAGUAUCAGGAGUUGCAGGGAGCCAAACAGCCUAAAAGGAUCUUGCAGGAUAUUGCUACAAGAUGGAACUCUACGUUCUACAUGUUACAAAGGUUCGUAGAUUUGGAAGAGGCUAUAAAAUAUUCCCUAGCAAUCCUGGAUACCGAUUUGACCCCAUUAAGUUCGGAUGAGUGGGAAAUUUGUAAGCAGUUGUGUGACGUCCUACGCCCAUGUGAAGAAGUUACCAAAGAGAUGAGUAGCGAAAAAUAUUUGAACGCCAGUAAAGUAAUCCCAAUAACAAGGGGUUUGAAGUCUGCUCUUAAGAAAAUUUCUGUUAAUGUUACUAAAGAAAGUGUGAAAGACGUGCUUAAUUCCAUGCUCAAAAGCUGUGAUGACAGAUUUCCGAACUUGGAAAAAAGUAAAACCUUAAGACUUUGCACAUUCCUCGAUCCCCGCUAUAAACAUCACAUGUUUCUAGAAGAAUCUACAACCAUUGAAAUCAAGAAAGACCUGUGUGAUUUAUUAGUUGGAGUCAUAAAUCAAAAAAGAAAUGAACAAAAUCCUGAGGACCUCAGUGAUAAUGAAGUUGAACCAGACCAAGAAACAGAAUCUACCGAGAAAAAGAUUUCAGUUUGGGAUGAUGUUGAGGAAAUAAUUGCUAAAGUGAAACCGAAAUCCAAUCCCACUUCAAUGGCAAUCCAAGAGAUACAAAAAUACAUGGAUGACAGUCCAAUAUCUAGGAAAAAGGAUCCACUGGAGUGGUGGAAAUGCCACAAAAACAUUUAUCCCCAUCUAGCCACAGUAUUUAUUCGGAGCUGUGGCAUUGUCGCAACAUCCGUCCCUUGUGAGAGGAUGUUCUCUAAAGCUGGUUAUUUUAUAAGUGACAGAAGAACCCGUUUAACAACAAAAAAAGUAAAUGAACUGAUGUUUUUAAACACAAACCUAAAGUAGACCAAGACUUUUAAAACUGCAACUCUGGUGAAUCGAGGGUAGGCCUACAGUUCUUCGAAACUCAUUGUUUUGUAUGUAAUUACACCUACAUAAUUAAUAUUAAUGACUCUAGUUGAUCUUUUGAUAUUUUUUCUAUUAUGAUGUUAUGAAGUACUAUCUUAUUAUAAUUAUGUCAUUUCUGUUAAUUUGUUCCUAUUUCGUAUUUAAUGCCUAAGUAUAAGUUACCUCAAACAAAACAGACUGAUACAUGUUAUUUUUUCUUAAUUUAGAUGUGUUUUUUAUAAUGUUAUUCGAUACAAGAAAUAUUGAUUCUCGGAAAUGAUUUUUCUUUAUAUAUGGUUUGUAUAUAGUUAGUUACAGUU
Homalodisca vitripennis (glassy-winged sharpshooter) is the source of this 2910-nucleotide messenger RNA. Its product is annotated as zinc finger BED domain-containing protein 6-like. The coding region runs from base 560 to 2548 and encodes 662 amino acids. Gene Ontology annotation, molecular function: DNA binding; protein dimerization activity. Lineage: Eukaryota; Metazoa; Arthropoda; Insecta; Hemiptera; Cicadellidae. The transcript is spliced from 2 exons. The record is from RefSeq and is a predicted model, not a curated record.